CUGGAGCGGCUUCUCUUCACCACAAUGCAUUGCGCGCCAGUCACUCUCUGACACCUGCAAAAGUAGCAUCCCGCCAGUGAACAUGUCGGACAAAAAACAAACCGUCGACCUGGGCUUACUGGAGGAAGACGACGAGUUUGAAGAAUUCCCAGCGGAAGAUUGGACGGGGCUGGAUGAGGACGAAGACGCCCACGUUUGGGAAGACAACUGGGAUGAUGACAAUGUGGAGGACGAUUUCUCAAACCAGUUAAGAGCGGAGCUGGAAAAGCACGGCUACAAGAUGGAGACGUCGUAGUGGCUGACAGUUUUUGUGGCACCCCUUGGAUAAUACGGACAUUUCUAUGUGAAUAUUACAGGUUGACCACAAAAGAGGAGAAAGGAAGAUGUUUCAUGUGUGCAUUUGUUUCUUUUUGUAAGAGCUGCUUAUGGAAGUAAAAUGUUUAGAGAAA
Molecule: messenger RNA, 449 nt
Organism: Nerophis ophidion (straightnose pipefish)
Lineage: Eukaryota; Metazoa; Chordata; Actinopteri; Syngnathiformes; Syngnathidae
Gene: sem1
Product: SEM1 26S proteasome subunit
Exons: 3
Coding region: 83-295 (70 amino acids)
Biological process (GO): double-strand break repair via homologous recombination; proteasome assembly; mRNA export from nucleus
Cellular component (GO): proteasome complex; proteasome regulatory particle, lid subcomplex
Source: RefSeq, a predicted model, not a curated record